GUCCUGAGGAAUGUAACUGCCCAUCUAACAACGUCUUGUUGGCCAUAAUUGGGGUUCUUGCUUUCACAAUCCUUCUUCUAAUUAUUUACAUAAUCUGGCUACAUAAGAAAGGUAGGUAAAAUAUUCAUAAUCUAUGAUAGAGGGUUUGGCUGCAAGAUUCAUUUUUAUACAAAAGCAAAUUUUGACCUACAUCCACAUCAUUUGUCUUUUUUUCCUUUCGUUCUUUUUCAGGCGCUCUUGGGAAACAGAGGUAAGAAUUUGCUGCCACUUGGAUUGUGUCGAUGUAAUGUGCUAGAUAUGGUUUCAUCUUAACUCAAAAUUCCACUUAAAGCUAAUGAAAUUCUCAGCUUUUUAUAAAUAUUCAUAUGCUUUCUCAAUUGUAGGACUUAUGAAGAUGAAAGAGGUGUUUACGACGUAAGUAACAGCUAAGACACUGAGGUCGUGUUAAUGUGGCCAGAAACUAUGUAAUCUCUACUUUAUAUAAGAAAUAAAUGCUUGCAGAAAAUGAGAAGGAAAGAAGGUGUAGUUCUACAAAAAAAAAAAGCAUAUUGCAUUAGUGGAAGAUACAAUGAAAUAGGGGAGGAAGUAAGACUCGAUAAGGCCUCUGUCCUAGAAUCAUGUCCUUUACCAAGAUACUCCAUGGAUUUUCCUUCGGUUGUCCCUGGUUCAACUGCGUGGCUUCACUUCAUAGAUCGCUAACUGGUCUGCACCCAGCUGAUAUUUGCUUUCUAAAUAAUUGUUUUUUCGCAUUUUUGGCUGUCUUAUUUUCUUGACGCCAUAUAUUCAAGACGUAAGUCUAGCAGCUGAGUACAGCAAGAGUUUUUUUGUGCGUGUAUUUGUCAAAAAAUUGCAAUACAAAUCAACAAUCUUCAUGUUGCAGUUUGUAGCUUCGACAAAUAUGUUAUGAACCUCGAUCACUGGACAUGAUAGUUUCAAAAGCAGAGAACAAAAUGUUAGUAAUAAUAAGGAAAAGAAAUUAUAAACCAUUUGUAAUAUUUUGUCAUGCAAGAAUGUAAAGGCUUGUGUGAUGAAAAUGGGUAAACUGAUUUUUAUAACCAUGUGAAACUUUUUACUGGGAUUGAUAACAGAUUUUUGUAUGAAUACCUUAACGGUAUGUUGGUUUAAUAGAAUGAAACAGGAUUAGUAGAUAUCGAACCAAGUCAGCCCGAUUCAAGGAAACUCACUCAGCCUCCUGCGGAAUACAUGGAUCUCAUAGAAGUCAACAAAGAUAAUAGAAAAGCACAAAGAACAGCUCCAGGUGCUGAUUACGUGCCUCUUCAUCCGUUAACACGCUGCUGGGAAGUUCCAAGACAUCACGUGACCAUAGAAAAAUCAUUGGUAAAGAUGCUUUUGGUCAGGUUGCCAAGGGAACAGCUGUAGGGCUUAGAGGGAGUCCUGAAACGACCACAGUGGCUAUUAAAAUGCUGAAAAGUGAGCUUUUGUACCGUUAAUUGAAUGACAGUCGUGGCCUACAGUAAUUCAGGAAAUGUUACCGGGUUACCGUAUAAUUUUAGCUAUUUUCCAUUUCAUAUGUAUGUAAUUAUUUCGGCAUUUCGCAUAAUCUUCCCUUUAACCAAAUUUUACUCCUUGUUUUUAAUGCUCCAGCAAACGCUACUGAAUCGGACAAGAGAGAUUUGAUGAAAGAACUUGACACAAUGAAACAGCGGAAACCACAUCCUUACGUCAUUAAACUUCUGGGAUGUGUCACAGAAUCUGGUAUGCUUUGGUUAUGCGGGUCUAAUUUUGUUGUACACAUUUUGCUUAUGAUUAACUCUUUAACGCUUUCUUGUCGUUGAUAAUUUACUUUAAUGGAAGAGUCACUGCUUCACAAUGAAGCACAACAAACAACCAUUGUAUAAGAUAAUUUUAUCUUUUUUUAGCCAACAUGGACGCUCCUGGAUUCACUGUUUCGAGCAGAAACGCGUUUUGUGACGGAAUAUUUGGUCUGUACCUUCGUAUGAGACCGUUACAUAUUAUUUCACCAUCUCUUCCUAAAACUACAUCUUGUUUUCGUGCGAUUUCUUCGAAAGUAUUGACCAUGACUGGGCUAUUCAUUUAUUUUAUUUAUUACUAAUUUUUUUUAGAGAGUAAUGUAUAAAUUAAACUGCUUAAUUUCUUCAGAACAUCUGUUGGUUUUGAUUGAAUAUGUGCCUUUUGGGGAUCUGCUGGGUUAUCUGAGAAAGAGCCGUGGAUUAAAAGACACUUAUUACAAAGACCCGGAUAUCAAACCACAAACAAAUCUGACGUCACAGCAGCUGAUGAAGUUUGCUUGGCAAAUUGCUGAUGGAAUGAGUUACUUGUCCUCAAAAUCUGUAGGUCAAUUAAAAUAAAAACGCAAAAGACAAAUAAUUCUAAAGCCUUCUUAUAGGGUUAUCGUCAUGUUGAACUUUGUCUUGCAUAGAAUGUAAUGUCUUCACUUGAUCACGCCCGGGAGAUGCAAACGUAUUCUUACCGUGUUGUUGACGCUAUUUUUUUUAGGGCGGGAACCCUCACAAUCUUGACGUCAUCAUCUAAGUUUUACUUUAAUGUGCGAAUGGCGAUAUUUGUGCAUCGUUGCAAGUACACCCCAUUAAAAUAAAAUAUCUGAGUUUCUCUCGUGUACGCAAAGGCAGAGACGUGAAUGAAUAGGAUCUUUUGAGACAUUCAGCCUAAACUAAGUGUACAACAAAUAUCCAUUUUAGUGACAAAAAAGAAAAGGAAUUAAAACUUGAAAUUUAAAAAUUCGUCUUUGGUCGUUAAAUUGCUACACUAGAUAAUCCUAUUUAGAUUAAAAACUUAAGAUACGCGUUCUAUGAAAUAACUACGAAUUGCGCGAGUAAAGUAGUUUGCUUCUCUUUGGAAUAUCAGGCAGUAAUUAUAAUAAAUUAAUUUUCUGCCCUCUGGAAGAAAGAGAGAUACGUACACCACAUUAUGUUGCUAAACAUUUCUAUUUUCCUUCUUGAACCAUUUCAUUUCAGUCCUUUUUCUUCUGCAAUCGCUAAUUUUUGCCGUUGCACCAAUUCUUUCUUAGAUCAUUCACCGAGACCUUGCGGCCCGCAAUGUGUUGGUUGGACAAAAGGAAACGUGUAAAGUGACAGACUUUGGAAUGGCCAGAGAAGUGCAGCAGGAAAAUAUUUAUGAACGAAAGACUAAGGUAAUCAAGAAAGAGGGGAGGUGAGGGCGUUACUACAUAUCGUUCAGUUAAGUGAUCUUUCACAAUCAUUGUUGUGGUAAAGCUGAUAUAUUCCUGAUUUCGAUCAUGAAUUCCUUGGGACCCUAAUGAAACUAUCAGCCAUGCGUAUACGAGUACAACUUUAAAUAUCACUGUCUUUGACUAGUCGCUUCAUAUAAUUUUUGAGCUGAUUCACAAAGUGAUAUUUACAAUCUUUAGGGCCGUCUUCCCGUGAAGUGGACAGCUUAUGAGGCCUUGUUUUAUGGUAAAUAUACCACCAAAAGUGACGUGUAAGUAUACCCGAUUACUACCUUUAGCAAUUUUCCAACAAGUUUUAUCAAUUUUAAUCAGGACAUGACUUUUAUGCUUUGUCAAAGAAUACAUAUAUUUUAGUUGUCGCAUAUAAUGUUAAUGUCUUCAGCCACCUAAUUUAUAUUUGUUUGAUUUGUCAUUCUACAGAUGGAGUUAUGGAGUUUUGCUGUACGAGAUUUUUACCGUAGGUAACAUCGAAUGGAAGUUUAUGAGGAUUUUCUGUAUAUUUACAAUGUAUCGUGUUCGGUUGGACAAACGUAAUGAGCUUCCCCAUGCAACCUCAAACUCCGUCACUGACACAGGUGGUGUUUCAAUGAAGGUCUGUCUUUCGUCACAUUCAUAUUUGGAUUGUCUUAUGGUUCUUCCAGGCGGUUCGCCUUACCCACGAAUGGAUGGAAGAAAAAUUGCCAACGUACUUCAGGAUGGAUACAGGAUGCCUAAACCACAACACGUCGAUGAAAAAUUGUAAGUUUUCUUUGUUAACUCGUUCUCCCUCGUCGUAAAGGGAAACGUUCUUUAAAUCUUUAACUUAUCAUUUGAACAAUACUAGGUAUCAGAUCAUGAUGAAAUGCUGAAAGAAUGACCCGGAUGCAAGACCAACUUUCACUAAAUUGAAAAAUCAGCUUAAGGACAUGGAAACCCCACACAAGGUCAGAAUUUUGAUCAAUAUGAAAGUUUCUUUUCACGAAGGACCGACUGGCUCAGGCUCAGCUAAUUAGGGUUAAACAGCAUUGAGCCUUAAUAGCGUAAUAAUAUGUACUCAUCUCUGUAAUUUUACGAAGUUUGGAUCGCAUCCUCUUGUUAUGUCACUGAAGCUAGCACUCCACGAAAAACAGCAAAGAAGCUAGAAUGUCUCAAUGACAAUUAACACUUCAUGGUUAUUUAAAAGAUCAUAGGAUGAUUGCAAAACUGCAUUGAGACGCACAAAGAGUAGCAGACGACGACGCCAUGAAAUACUUUCUCCUUGAAUUUGUUUUCAAGUUGGUGUGAAAAGCUGACUUCUUUUGAGGAUAAGCGCUUUUCACGUAAGAGAAAUACUUUUUUAAUGUUGCUGACUAUUAUAUUAUUUUCCUUUGCAGAAGCUGAUCAACAUGACAAUGUAUGACAAGCAGCUGUAUGCAAACGUCGAAGAUUUAAUGGUGUAGUUAGAUACAUGUCCCCGGUGUAUGACACAACAAGUUUCAGGGAUAAUCAUCUAUUCCUUACACGCUUGCUUGCUAGCCAUGUUGUGUUAAUCAGUUAGGCUGGAACGUUGUAAUACAAUUGACUUUAUAUUCUUAAAGCUGAAACGAAGUUACAAGUUUACCAAUAAAGUAUACUCUCAUUUUCUCUUUAACAUAUUAAGUACUUACAUGUAUGCCUCGACACAAGCAUUUGAGUGCAGUUUAUUUUCUGGCUCAAUUCUGAAAGGCAGUACAGCGCGGAAAAAAAUCCAAUGAUGAGAUCUCGCACUGAAAGCUAUAGUUGUGUUCAAUUUCAAUAAAUUGCUAAAAAAAAUUUUGCCGCAAAACCCGCUUGUUUGCAGAAAAGCUAUAGUGCGCAUAAAUUGCUUUCCCUAAGACUGCCUUUACCUGCGAUACCAACUCGAAAUACUUUUACACUGAAAGUAUUAGUAAAAUUAACGGUAUUCUAAUCAAAAUUAUACUUGGCACAUUAUUUCUGCGAGAAAGUUUGUUGUUCGGCCUAAUAGGCCGAUAGUUUUCGCG
Pocillopora meandrina is the source of this 5169-nucleotide messenger RNA. The record is from the annotation of a GenBank genome assembly. Lineage: Eukaryota; Metazoa; Cnidaria; Anthozoa; Scleractinia; Pocilloporidae.